AUGGCUGAUCAUGAUAAGAAGAAAGCUACCGGUGGGUAUAGCUACAUAAAAAACAAAAACAGUAAAUUGGAGGGUUCAUCAUCAACAAUUGACGUGCAAGCUUUGAGUUUGCACAAGAAAAAACAUGUAAAUAAAAACAAUAAUAAUGGGAAUAUUAUUGACAAUAAUAAUGGUAAAAAUGAGAAUAAUAGUAAAAAUAAUGCUGAACAUCAAAAUUUGAACGAUGAAAAUGCUAAACCUGUUAUAAAUGAUUAUGCUUGUAUGGUUAAGUUUGAAAAAUCUCUGAAACAUAUUUUACAGUCUUUUCAAAAUUGUGAGAAAUACGAAAAGUUGGUCAUUGCCAAAAAACAGAAUGAAAAGGGUGAUAAUAUUGAAAUAAAUGUCAAAAUUGAUGACAGAUGCAAUUAUGAUGAAAAGUCAGAUUUUCUAGAGGACAAUCUCAAUGAAAUUAACGUUGCAAAGAGGAAGGCAUGUAUUUAUGAGAAGCAAGCGAGAUGUAAUCCAUUUGAAGCAAUACCCAUGCACUAUGAACCAAUCAUCAAGGAAUUAAACAAUCAGGAACAUUCUUGCAAUUUUAUUUGUAAUAAUAAUAAAAAUUUGAAUAUUGUUAGUCAUUUUGAAAAGGCUAACAUAGCCAAUAAUGACUCAAAACACGUUUCCAAUUCUAAUAAUGAUAAUGACAAAAAGCUUGUUAUUUACCCUCAAAAUGAUUUACAACUAAAAUGGAUUAAAUUGAAUGAAACGUUAAACAUCGCUAGAAACGAAUUAAAUAGUUACAGUUCCGACGUUUAUAAAACUAAUGAUGUUCUAAAUACUCAGAAUAAUUUAUCUUUUUCUCACGAAGUUAAUGUUGAGAUUUACACAAAUAAUUUUAAUGGAACUAAUUGUGUCCAAGAUGAUAAUUUACAAAGGUAUUCUGAUCAUGGUUUCAAUAAUUUAUCAUUAUCAAAGUUAAAUGACCAAUUAUCAGUUAAAAAAAUGACAUCAAAAUCCGUUGAUGAAAUUAUCAAUUUUAAUAUUAUUAAAGAACUUCCAUUCCAAGACAGACUUUCCAAUGGAAUUAUAUCAUUUUCUGAAAUAAGAUUUUGUCUUAUUCGGAAAGCUUGCAUUGUAUUUUUAAAAAGAGCCAAGUGUUAUUUAGAUGCACACAUCUUAUCUACAACAACUUCAACUACCAAACACACUACUUUGCUUUCUGUUUUGAAUGAUGUCACUCAUUCAUACAAUUGUUACAGUUAG
This is a messenger RNA of Helobdella robusta, 1239 nucleotides long. RefSeq lists its product as hypothetical. The record is from RefSeq and is a predicted model, not a curated record. NCBI's taxonomy places the organism in Eukaryota, Metazoa, Annelida, Clitellata, Rhynchobdellida, Glossiphoniidae. The coding region runs from base 1 to 1239 and encodes 412 amino acids. The transcript has 2 exons.